Messenger RNA from Suillus subalutaceus, 1906 nucleotides. RefSeq names its product chaperonin Cpn60/TCP-1 family. The record is from RefSeq and is a predicted model, not a curated record. Bases 1 to 1611 code for a protein of 536 amino acids. The transcript has 9 exons. Lineage: Eukaryota; Fungi; Basidiomycota; Agaricomycetes; Boletales; Suillaceae. Gene Ontology annotation, biological process: protein folding. Gene Ontology annotation, molecular function: ATP-dependent protein folding chaperone; ATP binding; ATP hydrolysis activity. Gene Ontology annotation, cellular component: chaperonin-containing T-complex.
AUGUCACUAAAAGUACCAAAAGCUAACAACAUCCAACUCUUCAAGGAUGGCUACAAGCACCUCCAGGGCAUCGAAGAUGCCGUCCUUCGAAACAUAAAUGCAGUCUCAGAGCUAUCCGAUCUCGUACGGACAAGCUUUGGUCCAAAUGGCCGGAAUAAACUCAUAAUAAAUCACCCUUGGCCGACUUUUCCAGCUAAGCUCCUUGUCAUGGCCUCGCAAGCUCAAGAGUCCGAAAUGGGUGACUCUACUAACAUGGUCAUCAUUCUCGCAGGAGAACUACUCAAGAAAUCGGAGAAUCUACUCGUGAUGGGCCUCCAUCCCAGCGAGGUCAUCAAGGGAUACGAACUCGCAUGCGCCAAAGCCCUCGCGGAACUUGAAACCUACCGUCCCCUUUUACGCAGGGAAUCCCUUAUUACAGCCCUCAAACCCGCGAUCGCUUCGAAACAAUACGGUUACGAGGACACAUUAUCGUCACUUGUGGCAGAAGCCGCGCUCGCAGUCAUGCCCAAAAACCCGAAGAAUUUCAACGUCGACAACGUCCGCGUCGUCAAGAUCAUGGGCGGCAGCCUUUCGGGCAGCAAAGUUGUACAAGGGAUGGUAUUUGGUCGCGAACCCGAAGGUAUCGUCAAAAAAGUUUCAGGCGCGAAAGUGGCCGUCUUUACAUGCGCCCUCGACGUCGCCCAAACCGAAACCAAAGGCACUGUCCUCCUCAAAAGCGCAGACGAAAUGCUCAAUUUCACGCGCGGCGAGGAACAACAACUCGAAAGGAUCUUCAAGGAAAUCGCUGAUUCAGGCAUAAAAGUUAUCAUUGCAGGCUCAUCCGUCGGCGACCUAGCCCUACACUACCUCAAUCGCUUCAACAUCGCCGUUCUCAAAGUCCUCUCCAAAUUUGACCUCCGCCGCGUAGCUCGCGUCGCCAACGCCACUCCUCUCGCCCGCGUCGGUGCACCCACCCCAGAAGAAGCCGGCUACGUCGACAUCUUCGAGACAACGGAGAUCGGUGGAGACCGCGUCACCGUCCUCCGUCAGCUCGCUCCCGGCGAGGACGGGUAUCAAGGAGACGCGGAGAAGACGCGUACAGCGACGAUCGUGCUUAGAGGGGCGACGGCCAAUCAUCUUGAUGACCUCGAGCGCGCUAUCGACGAUGGCGUCAAUGUCAUCAAAUCUCUAAUAAAGGACGCACGGUUGGUUCCUGGUGCUGGUGCAACGGAACUGGAGCUGGCCAAGCGUGUUGAGGUAUACGGGAGCGGGAUGAGGGGGCUGGCACAACAUGCUGUGAAGCGGUAUGCUACCGCACUCGAAGUCAUACCCAGAACGCUCGCUGAGAAUGCGCUGGGAGGUGCUGAGGGUAACGAGGUUCUCAGUCGGUUGUGGGCCAAGCACGAACAGAAGGGCGGCGAAGCCUGGGGUGUCGAUAUCGAGGCUGAACAAGAUGGCACUCUGCUAGCUACCGACUUCAAGAUUCUCGACCCACUAGCUGCAAAACAGUGGGCGAUCAAGCUCGCAACAGAAGCCGCCGUAUCCGUACUUAGCGUCGACAGCAUCAUCAUGAGCAAACCCGCAGGAGGACCCAAAGUCCCUCAACAGGCGAGUAACUGGGAUGAAGAUUAGGGUAGUGCUACGGGAGCAUCUAGACUGCUUUACAGUAAUUUUGCACAGAUCAGAGAAGUCACGAGUAAUGGGAAUAAAAAACAGGUGAAGCCAAAAAGAACGUCAGGAUGAGCAGCGAGAAUACUGUGGGGAGUGUGGUACUGUACAAUGUCCAUGAUAGAUAUCCGCGAACGGUCGUAUGUGACCCAGAGAACGGAAUGCAAAAGGAUUAUGACGACAACAAGGAGUCCGUUGUAGAUGGGGGGGGGGGUUAGGUGUGACCGUAUACAUGAGCGUCCAUGGUCUAUGACUCAUC